AUGAUGAUUAUUCAAGAUAUACUUAAAAUUGUUUAUAUUAGAAAUUUAAUAUUUCAAAAUGUUAACGAGAUAUCAAAGAAAUGUGCAAGGAUGGAUAUGACAAUCAUUAGAAAUGAUUCAUUUAAAGGUAGAGAUAUAAUCAAUCUACCGUUUCUUGGUAUGAUAACUCGGUUUGCAAUGCCUUGGGACUUUAUCAAACAUUAUCUACCCGAUAAAGAUAGUAUAGUGUAUGAAAGAAGAGUAGAUGUUAUAAAUCAAUACUGUGCACAUCGAAAUGCUACAUUGGAGACACUAGAUCAUUUGAUUCAAGAUUGGUCUAUCGACUAUAACCCAAUCAGACCAAAUGCCUAUACCCCCUCUUUUAUAAUCAAUGAUAUUGCAAAAGUUGGUCAUUUAGAUAUCAUUCAAAGACUCAUUCAGAAUUAUCCUACUCUACCAUUGGACUAUGCAGCUGAUACCGCUGCUUCUCAUGGUCACUAUGACAUAGUAGAGUAUUUUCAUCAACUUGGUAAUGUACCAUUCUCAUGUCAAGCCAUGGAAUUAUCAGCUUGUCACGGUCACCUAAAUAUUGUCCAAUUUCUUUAUUUAAAUCGAACUGAAGGAUGUACAUUUAAUACAAUGAAUAUGACUGCAGCGAAUGGGUAUUUGGAUGUUGUUCAAUGGUUACAUCUUCAUACUAGUCAUGGGUGUACUACCAAUGCUAUGGAUCAUGCUAGUCGAGGCGGCCAUUUAAAUGUAGUCAUUUGGUUACACGAGAAUAGAACUGAAGGAUGUACCUCUAAUGCAAUGGAUGAAGCAGCUAUGAAUAACCAUUUACAUGUUUUAGAGUGGUUACAUUUGAAUCGGUCGGAAGGGUGUACAACACUUGGUAUGGAUGAUGCUGCGAUGUUUGGCAAUUUAGAAGCUGUCAAAUGGCUACAUCAGUACCGUACAGAGGGGUGCACAACCGAGGCAAUUGAUCAAGCCGCAAAAUACGGAAAUCUAGAGGUUGUACAAUGGUUAAAUGAAAAUAGAAGUGAAAAGUGUACAUCUGUUGCAAUGGAUCUAGCACUGGCGAAUGAUGAUCAACAAGGUCAUAAAGAUAUAUUGGAAAUGAUGACCUAUAUUCAUGAAAGGAUUGGACCUGGGUGUAGUUAUAUGGCUCCAUUAAUGGCUGCAGAGAAUGGUGUAUUAGAGGUAAUUCAAUACUUGAAUCAACACUAUGGUUCACAAUCGAGUAUUUGGAGUGUUAGAGUAAUGGAUAAAGCUGCGAUGAAAGGACAUUUAAAUAUAGUUCAAUUUUUACAUCUCAAUCGCUCUGAAGGGUGUACUACCAAUGCCAUGGAUCUAGCUAGUCGAGACGGCCAUUUAAAUGUAGUUCAAUGGUUACAUUUGAAUAGGUCGGAGGGGUGCACAACACUUGCUAUGGAUAAUGCAGCUGAAAAGGGACAUUUAAAUAUUUUAAAAUAUUUACAUCAACAUCGAAGUGAAGGGUGUACUACCAAUGCUAUGGAUAGAUCAGUAGUUAAAGGUAGAAUAGAGAUUGUACAAUGGUUAUAUACCAAUUUAGCAAUAGGAUGUACUCAUGCAGUACUUGAUAUCAAUGGACUAAACCAUCAAGACAUUUCAAAAACCGUACAAUAUCUCUUGGAUCAUGGGGGUUCUUUGAAGUUGCUCAUAUAA
This is a messenger RNA of Cavenderia fasciculata, 1662 nucleotides long. RefSeq lists its product as uncharacterized. The coding region runs from base 1 to 1662 and encodes 553 amino acids. The transcript has 3 exons. Gene Ontology annotation, molecular function: protein binding. Lineage: Eukaryota; Evosea; Eumycetozoa; Acytosteliales; Cavenderiaceae. The record is from RefSeq and is a predicted model, not a curated record.